UUAUUCUUGAGGUGUUUAGUAUCUUGUUGACAAUUGUUUCUAUAAUUAUCAGUCUUUCUGUGAUAUUCGAACCGAGAGGAUCUCAUGAUAUAGUCGACAAGAGUACAAAUUGCGAAUAGAAAUGUUUCUGAAGCGUUAUGAGUUCAGUGGGAGAAUUCUGCAAAAUGUUGCUGCAAUUUCAAUAAAUCUUGUUCAAGUUGUAUCUGGAAUUGCAUUGGGAUGGAGUUCACCAAUUUUUCCACUUCUUAUCUCAGAAGAUACACCUCUUGCAGAUGGUCCUAUAAGUGUUGAUGAAGCUUCUAGGAUAACUGCCAUUUUCUAUUUAAGUGGUUGUGUUGGAUCAAUUAUUUUUGGUCGUUUAGCCGACUAUAUUGGGAGAAAAUGGACCAUAAUUCUUGGAGCAAUUCCGCAAAUUUGUGCAAAUAUCUUGAUUAUUUUGGCCAAAAAUGGUACUCAUCUACUCAUCUCAAGGGCUCUCAGUGGUGUUGCAAGCAGUGCCCAUUUUAUUCUUGUACCGGUGUUUCUGUCAGAAAUUGCAGAAACCAAGUGAGUUUUUUUUUGGGGAACAUUUUGAUAAGACUGUAGUUGAGUUUUGUGUUGACUUUGAAGUAGUCUACAGAUUAUCUAAUGCAUUACAA
Messenger RNA from Phlebotomus papatasi, 638 nucleotides. Its product is annotated as facilitated trehalose transporter Tret1-like. Gene Ontology annotation, molecular function: transmembrane transporter activity. The record is from RefSeq and is a predicted model, not a curated record. Bases 122 to 550 code for a protein of 142 amino acids. The transcript has 2 exons. Gene Ontology annotation, biological process: transmembrane transport. NCBI's taxonomy places the organism in Eukaryota, Metazoa, Arthropoda, Insecta, Diptera, Psychodidae.